Molecule: messenger RNA, 792 nt
Organism: Culicoides brevitarsis
Lineage: Eukaryota; Metazoa; Arthropoda; Insecta; Diptera; Ceratopogonidae
Product: collagenase-like
Exons: 2
Coding region: 1-792 (263 amino acids)
Biological process (GO): proteolysis
Molecular function (GO): serine-type endopeptidase activity
Source: RefSeq, a predicted model, not a curated record
AUGAAAUACUUACCAAAAAUCGUAAUUUUGCUUGUUCUAGCUGCUUUUGCAGAUGCUAAAAUCGUUCCGUACAUCAUGGAUGGACAAGCAAUGGGUCCCAAAGACAUUCCCUUUGCCGCUGGUAUCAUGAUCCAUCGUCCUCAGAACCCCGGAUGGUGUGGCGGAUCCCUCGUAUCACGGAAUUAUGUCUUGACAUCUGCGAAAUGUGUGACAAACAUACCAUCAGCUUCCGUUCUCUUGGGUGCAAGUGACGUAAAUCGUGCCAAUCAAACAAUCUCCGUCAGUAAUAUCAUAAUUCAUCCAUUUUUUGAUGCCAGUGGUGAGAAAAAUGACAUUGCUUUGCUUCAGUUGAGCGUUUCAGCCAAUUUAUCUGACGUCGUUGGACUUGCUCGUUUACCGUCGAAAGCUCAGAAGAAGGAAAAGUUCUCCGGAAUGACUGCGACAGCUUUUGGAUGGGGUAAGGGAGGCAAGGGAAAGGCUUCGGUACCUGUUGAGAAGUUACAUGCCGUAAAUGAAACCGUUAUGACGAAUUUUGGUUGCUUGAAGAAGUAUCCAGCUUACAUCACGGACUCGAAUGUUUGCACAGAAUCGGGCAACGGAACGCCCUGCACUGGCGACGAAGGAGGCGCAUUGUACGUCAUCGAUGAAGACAAUUAUCCAACACAAAUCGGCAUUUUUGCUUAUCAAUUCAGCAUGGGAUGCAAUUGGGGAUGGCCUGCGGUGUACACGCGACUCACUUCCUAUCUCGAUUGGAUCAAGGACAACUCGGAUGUCGUCAUUAGAGAGAAAUAA